Taeniopygia guttata (zebra finch) is the source of this 9462-nucleotide messenger RNA. RefSeq names its product geranylgeranyl diphosphate synthase 1 (gene GGPS1). NCBI's taxonomy places the organism in Eukaryota, Metazoa, Chordata, Aves, Passeriformes, Estrildidae. Gene Ontology annotation, molecular function: prenyltransferase activity. The record is from RefSeq and is a predicted model, not a curated record. Gene Ontology annotation, biological process: isoprenoid biosynthetic process.
UUUGGGAGAAGAACAUGGAUUCUGAAACAGUAACUUUUCUUGUAAAAUCUCAUUGUAGUGGAGCAUUGCCAUACUAGUUUUUAGCAAUGUUCUGCUUAAUCUGUAUUUUGUCACUUAGUAUCAUAAAGUGCAGGACUGGCUUUCAUAGAUUCUGUUGUGGUUUGUCUCAAAAAUUACUUAAUUCACACACAUGGUGAAUUUUUUAUUUUUGAGAGUCUGAGUUAAGAGCAGUAGCUGAUAUUGUAGCACUAAGGAGUAUCUGGAAUUUCAGUUGUCAUAAAACUGAUAUGGCUAAUAGCUUGCUGUUGAAAGGGGCAGAUUCCAAUCCCAUUCAUGACUGUGCGUCUUCCCAUUCUUGUCCUGCUGGUCUUGGCUGCAGUCUUUCCUGGUCUUGUUUAACAAGCUAAACAGUCAAGACUGGUUUUGUUGUUCAGCUUUCUCUGCCGGGUUGUUGAACUUGAUCAGCCUGGUGAAGGAGUUAAGCAUCACAGGCCAUGAUCCCUACCACUGGCACAACUACGCUUGGCACAUCAGAGGCCUCAGCUUGGGUCAAGUUCCUGAAGGAGGCUGCACCUCUCUAGAGUGUGAACUACACAGAUGCCUGGGGACACCCACUAGCUGGAAUCAAGUGAUGUCCCUGCUCCUAAAGGUGUGUAAUUGUGGAAAACCUGUGUCACCAAGCAAAGGAAUGGUGGAAGGGGAUCAGCAGGCUUGCACAGCAUCUUUAUAGCAAAAAUUACAAGAUUCCUCAGAUUCAAGAAUCUGAAACCUCCAGGUAUAUUGACAAUGGGGCAGAAAUAGUCUCUGCACAAUAGGUUGGCAGAUGGAUACUCCUGCAAUGGUGAAGGCUGGUGGCCUGUGGCACCAGGAGAGAGAUUCCUGUUCCUUGAACAGAUGUGCAGUUGCCAAAUAGGUUCAGUGCACUGAAAAAAGACACAUGGCUGGAAGCUCUUUAUAAGCCUUUUAUAACCUAAAUGAUUCUAUAGUUUUAUACAACAAAGCAUCAGAACAGCACCUGGGGCAGCAGCAAGUGGUGAGACUCUGCAGAUAGUGGAGAGACUUACUCCUAUAGGGAAUAGAGGCCUCCACAUGUGGUUUUGUGUUAGGGAGGUUUGCUGCUUCUGUAUACCCCUGAUAGGGAUGGGAGGGAAGGACUGUCAAGGUAUGUUCCACCUUUAAAAUACUUAACCUUACAGCUCUGCUACUUAAACACUAAUGGAUAUAGCAAGAGGGUGCCUGAAGCUUAUCAAGCAAGACUAUGUGGCCUUUGGAAUGAGGGCCAAGGCCACAGGAAGGCAGGUGGAUCUUCUCUGUGAUCCUCAACCCCCUUCUCACCAUCAGGAGGAAUAAACAGAUACUGCCUGUCUACAGCUAGUUAGUUUCACAGCUCAUGCUGAUAUCAGAGCUUUGGUUCUUAUAGCCUUGAGACCUCCUUUGCAGAGCAAGGACUACCAGGAGGAGAUAGCAUCCACCUAUCCAAGACAGGGCAAAAGUAGAGAUUAUAGUAAAAGAAAAUGACUAUACACAAUCAAGUAAGGAAUUAGUGAACUUGCAAACGAAGUGUAUAGGCUGAUAUGAACAAGACACUUAGUAAUCUACAGUUCAGAUCUGAAGGCAUAUCAUCCUAGCACUCCAACAAGAAAGUACAAACAGAACUUGAUAGGGGAACCUCUUGCUUUCUCUGGGGAUCUGCAGGGCUGGAUGCUUCUCUGAAGUGCCUUUAUACAGAUGCAUACAUUAUUGGAAGUAAAAGGGAGGAGGCAGAGAUUGGCAUGCAACUGUAGGGCAACAAUUUUAUUGUGGUAUAAACACACAGAGUGCUGCAGUGGAUUGAUGUGGAUGGCCUAGGAAGACAAUCUGGGGUAGCAAGGAAUGGGAGUUGCAUUUUAUGUGAAAUAACAGUUGAAUUGCAUGGAGUUUUACCUUCAGUCAGAUGAGCCUGUUGAGAGGUUAUGAGUUAAGUUUCGAGGGCAGAUCAAUAGGGGUGACAAUAUAGUGAGUGUUUGCUACAGACUGCCUAAGCAGGAAGAAGUGGAUGAGGCCUUCAGACAACUGCAAAAUGCUUAAUAUUUACAGCUGCUUAUGAGAGACUUCAGUUACCUCACAGUGUGGUAGAAGAAGCAUCACAGCAGAGCACAGGCAGUCCAGGCGGUUUCUGGAAUUAAUUGAUGACCUCAUGCUAACACAGGUGACCACGCUGAUAUAGGAAGGCAUUAUGCCGGACUUCCACUUAAAAAGAAGGGAGAAUUGAUUAGGACUUUAAGACUGGAGGCAACCUUAGUUGCAGUGACCAUGGGAUAGUGACAUUCAGGAUUGUGAGAAGGAGCAAGGCAUAAAUCAGGAUCACAACCCUGGACUAGUUAACCCUAUUUUGAGCAGAGGAGUUACACUAGAGAAUUCUGUCAAUGACCUUAAUCAGGCGCAAGUAGCUGCACAGGUUAAAAAUGUGUGUGCCUGCUCUCUGCUUGUUUUUGUGCAUUUCACUUAUGGUGUUUAUAGUGUUCUUGUAGCUGCUUGGAGGGGUCUGCCUGGGGACUUUAUCCAUUUAGUUUUGAUCCAUCAGGGGAUGCAACUAAACGUGCAAGUGUACAAUACAGCUGAGGUAAUACAAGAGCUUUCUUCCUCCAGAAGGGCAAUGCCCCUUCCCCUCAUCCUCAGCAUCUUCUGCUCACCCUGUACUGAUUGUGGCAGAUCCACUGCAUAAGCUGACUCAGUACAUAAAGCUGGCAGAAAGCUAACCUAGCAAAAAGCUGUGUUCUCUGCUGGGCUAAUGAGUUGAAUUAGCUGUAAUGGGGGCUAGGUUAAUAGUCCUUCUGCUCUUUCCAUGCUGUUCUAGCCCUUUCAUGUACCCUCUCUGUAAGUGGGGUGCUGCCUUAAGGGCGUAAUUUGUGGUUACUUGAAUACAGCAAGAGUGAAGCAAUACUAACCAGGAGCCUGUUCAGAAUGGAGGUCUGUAGUUUUUGGGUCUGUGCACUAUCAUAAUAACAAGUGUGUAUAUAGAGUAAGUUGGCUGAUUUUUUUUCCUUUUUUUUUUCCUUUAGAUGAGGAGCAUCUCAUCUGACGAGAAGGAUGGAAUGUCCUUAAUACACAUCUUUAACUUGAUAUUUGUUUGGAGGAUAAAGCUUUAACAUUCUUAGCUGUAGAAGGAAUUUCUCACUAUUUUUCUCACCUUUUCCACCCAGCAUUGCUAAGGAGGAAAGCUUUCCAUAGUUGCUGUUUUAUUUGGGUAAUAAUUUGGGAUCUUAGGCAGAUUAAACUAAAUGCAUUUAGCAGAGCUUUGAUAAAAGCUUGGUGCAGUAAUGUCUAUUAUUAUAGCUCUAUACAGUAGGUAUAGCUUCUAAUUUUGGAUGUUAGACAGAGCAGUGGAACGUGAAGAAACUGGAUAAUUCAGGCAGUGCUCCUUUUAAUUUUGUCCUAGUGUCCCUAUAUUGUUUUGUCUAGUUUGGGGAGAGGAGGGAUGUUGCAAGGAAUGGAGUCUUCUGCAUCCCGGUUUAGAGACCAGUAUUGGAGGGUUUUGUCUUUUGCCACUACAGUAUGGCUGCAGGCAUAAAUUGUGCAUACAGACAAUUGCUGUACUAUCACAUAGACCAGGUAAGAUUGACUUCAGAAUCAGAUAAAACAGCAUUUAUGUAGCAAUAAUGUUCCUUUAGAACAUGAGCAAAUCUGCAUCUAUAAAAGGAAAAAUAAAUGUUUCCGUAUACAGGUAGUGUUUUUUUCCUUGAAUAGUCUGUGUCUGGGAAAUCUUGCUAGUCAGAGUAGACAAUUCUAACAACUCAAAUGCUGUUUGUACCAAGGAACUGAAGUGGCUUAGUCUUUUGUACAUGUUAUAAUCCAUUUAGAGUGCAUUCUAGUAGUCAGGUUCCUCAUCAUGAAAUAAUGCUUGCUGCUGAACAUCCAGCAUUCUUUAAGUCUGUUUUCUGGGAAACGCAUUCAGAAAAACAGGAUUGGCUGCCUAGUAUAAAAAGAAAAAGCAGGUGUUGUCUGUAUCGAAGUAAUUUAGAAGAUAAUAAACAGCUAUAGAUAAGAUACAGUUCCUUAAUGUGAUAUUAUCUCUGACUGGUUUUCGUUUUGAAUGUGGUGAAAUACUUGUUAAUCCUUAACUGGUAAGCCAUACAGUUUGGCAAAUACUUGUAACAGUUAUUCUCAAGGAGAGACAAAACAAUCCUUCCUUCCUGUAGAAAACUGUUAGUGUUUAAACUGAGAACAGACAACAAAAAUGGAGAAACAGGCCAAUGGCAGUGUAUGUCCAGGUAAGCAAGUGAGAACCAAACUGUCACAGGCCUUUAAUCACUGGCUGAAUGUUCCAGAAGAUAAAAUACAGGUUAUCAUUGACGUGACAGAGAUGUUGCACAAUGCAAGCCUACUUGUGGAUGAUAUUGAAGAUAACUCAAAGCUACGACGGGGCUUUCCAGUGGCGCACAGUAUCUAUGGAAUUCCGUCUGUAAUCAACUGUGCUAAUUAUGUUUAUUUUCUUGGCUUAGAGAAGGUUUUAACCCUUGAUCAUCCAGAUGCUGUUAAAGUAUUUACCCGUCAACUUCUGGAACUCCAUAAAGGUCAAGGCUUGGAUAUUUACUGGAGGGAUACUUACACCUGUCCUACAGAGGCUGAGUAUAAAGCGAUGGUACUGCAAAAGACAGGUGGUCUCUUCGGAUUAGCUGUAGGCCUCAUGCAGCUGUUUUCGAAUUAUAAAAAAGACUUAAAGCCACUUCUUAACACACUUGGUCUCUUCUUCCAAAUAAGAGAUGACUAUGCCAACUUGCACUCCAAAGAAUAUAGUGAGAACAAGAGUUUUUGUGAAGACUUAACUGAGGGCAAGUUCUCAUUCCCAACCAUUCAUGCAAUUUGGUCAAGACCUGAAAGUACUCAGGUGCAAAACAUUUUACGUCAAAGGACAGAGAACAUAGAUAUAAAAAAAUACUGUGUACAUUACCUUGAAAAUGUUGGUUCCUUUGAGUACACUCGGAAUACAUUGAAAGAGCUUGAAUCUGAAGCCUAUAAACAAAUUGAAUCACUUGGGGGAAACCCUGAGCUUGUAGCACUAGUUCAACAGCUGAGCAAAAUGUUCAAAGAACCUGAAAAUUAAAACAUCAACUUCUGGGCGUGGAUUAAAACUCUUAAAAUGGGAAAAUAACCAGAUGGAGAGCUGUGAUAAUCCAUCUUAUGUAAAACUUUCUCUUGUAGCCAUGUUACAGAAAUUACUGUUAAAAGUAACUAGUCAUUGAGUUUUGAAAUAUAUACCUUAUUAUCUCUAAAGUCUUAACUGUAACUGCUUACAUUUGAUUUUGUUAAAGCAGAUGUACUAGAACUAAAACAAAUUUUGAAUCUAAAUAUAAUAGUCUUUACACAAUCACAGGCAUUAUUUCAUACCUAAAACUCUCAUGCUCCGAACCAGGCAAUGAUAGGAUGUUGGUUGAAAUUCUGUGUUAAAUUAAAUCAGGUUGACAUAUGUGUAUUAUGCAUUUUAAACAAUGCUCUUAUGAACCAAAAUUCAUAUUAAAAAAAAAAAGAAAAGGCACUUGCAAGAACAUAAAAUUGUGUGAUAUUUCUAAGCUCAAUUUGUGAAGAUCAGGUGGAUCAGUUUACUAUGUCCUAGAGUGAAUAUCCUAUCCAGCUUCUGUGGAUAUUUUCAGGUGAAUGUGAAUUAUGAAAGAUGCUAUUUCAUAUGCGAAUAAGAUAUGCUCAGUCUGAAACUGUGACUUGAUAAAGAUUUUUCAAUACCUUAGAGAAAAGAUUUCAUCACAUCAACGAAGUGUAAAUUUGCUGCUGAUUCCAGCUGCUGAUUCCAGCUCUGCAGUAAUUUUGCUUACCUGGUUUUAGAUUUUGAAAUUGUCAAACAUUCUGUAGCCAGAAACUUAAAUCUAUGUAUUAGAGCUCAAAUAUGUAACUGUAAAUAGCAACAUAAUGAGCUGGUAAUAGAAAUGGAAAGGAAUUCACACCAGGUAACUUUAGGACACCAUAAUUGGUGCAGGUCUCUUUAAUCUCUGCUUAUAAUUGAGGGGCUUCUCCAAGACUUUAUUCAUAAUUCAAAUUUAAUUCCUGUUCUGAAUUGCUGUCUGGAGGCAUGUUCUAUAUCUCUCCAAAGAGACAAGAGCCUGUAAUUUUUUUCUUAAAACAAAGUACAGUAUCUUGUUUUACAAGCUAAAAUGCCACUUCGGUUUUGUUAAUUGCUUAAACAGAGAUUUAAAAUUAUAGACAUACCAAAACAGAACUGAGACUGAGAGCAAGAUUUAGGGGUGGGGCUGAUAAGUAACAAAGUUGUCUGCUCAGAUACAUAUAUAUAGUUAUAUAUAUGUAUAUAUAUGUGUGUGUAUGUGUAUAUAUAUAUAUAUAUAUAUAUAUAUAUAUAUAUAAAUGUUAAUAAAAUGUAAGCAGAGAUGUUUGGUUUUUUCUUGCCUGGGCUGCUUUUAAUCAGGUUCAGUUCUCUUAGUAUUCACAGGUAUAUUAAGCUUUGACUUGAAGUAGUAAGGUGAUGGUUUGGAUCAAAGGUAGGAUUGGUGCUAUAAGCUGUGGUGUUAGCUCAAGCAUGCUCUGAAAUGGACAGAGGUGCUUGGUUUCUGAUGGCUAAAGGAUAGUUUUAUGCAGGUGUUCAUUUACUGUACCUGGAAAACAGGGAAAGCUAUGAUCUCAGCCCACUGAGAAAAUUAACAGAAGAAGGUUGCUCUAAUGUCUUCCCUGGGCAGCCUUAAUAUCUUUCUGAAAGUGAUCAAACUUGACAAAAUUGAGGAGGACUGCUUUCAGUCUGAAAUACUAUGUAGUUAUGGAUGAUAGCCUGUCCUUUUUAUCUGCAUGCUGAGGAGAAGUCUUUGUCUGAUUAGACACUGAAUAAUAGGCUUUUCAUUGAAUGGACCUGGUUGCCAUGACUGAAUAGCUUAAUGUUGGUGAAAGGUGUCUUUAAUGUUAAUGAAAAAGAAUUGUAAUUCCUUUUUCAUAACUUGCAGUGCUUAGUAAGCCUGUAAAUUUUUAAUGUGUUAUGUGAAAACACUAUCUACAACAAAUUACAUUUAUUUUGUGCCAUGUCUUGGAAGUUUCUAAGCACUGUUGCAGUUAAUGUUGAAUAGGGGAAAGCACUGAAAAGCUUAUUGUUGUCAGGAGAAUCUCCUAGUCUUACUGUGAAAUGUAUCCUUGUGCCUGUUAGGAUAUUGUAACUGCAAUACAAUGCAAAGUGCACUUAGUGCCAUUUCAUUUCUGUUCUGUUGCUGGAUGUAAGCAGUUCUGUAUAAUCAAACUUCCAUAAUGAAGUAGCUUUUCUUACUGUUUGUAUAAAGCUUUUCUAACAUCUGAGAUUUCUGCUAUGUCAUUGCUCCUUUUUUUCUUUGGCAAUUCACCCCAGUAUUUAUUCUAAUCUAUAUCUUGUAGCAUGUGCCUUCAUUAGGAGUAGGUACAUGGAUGUUUUCCAGUUGCAGACCAUUUAAACCACAAAUGGGUAAGAAGGGAACAGCUGGUCCAGCUUUGUUUUCCCAGGUUACAAGAGUCCAUGCAGCUCUCUCUUGCUCUUCUGCCUUCAAGGUGUUUGAUGUAUACAAAGCAUAUACUGAGGGCAUAUCUGGAAAGGCCCACAAGUAGAGCAUUGUUGCUCUUAGGUUAGGAUAAACAGGAUUGUGAGAGCUUUUCUUGAUGUAUUCAGGAGUCUGGAGAGGCUGGGAUAUUUCCUUUUAAUCUGUUAAGCUGGUAGAACAUCUGUAAAUACUAAAUGCCGAUAGUAAUGAUGUCGCUUAGUCAAGGUAGAUUUUAUAUUUGGUGCCAUAAGAUCAGUCUGUGCAUGUUCAUCAGUAUCCUCCAAUGUUAUUACUGGUGCUGGCUCCUGAGGCUAAACAGUGUUAAAAAAAACCUUUCUUUAAAGCAGCAUGGGAGUCCUUGUGACUGCACAAUUAGUUGUGUGAGUGCCCCUCUGUUGCUAUGCCUUCCACAACACAGGGAGUAGGGAUUUUUCCUGAUCUUCAUAAAAUAUGGCAAUCUGAGUUACAAGUGGAGAUGCCCAGAGGGAAACAAAUGGGAUGAUCGUUUCAAUGUCAGUCCCUGUGAGCCAGAAUGGUUCCCCUUAUCUUCCUACUGUUGCAGCAAGUUCUACUUUGAUCAGGUUAUCAGUGCAUUUCCUGGGGGUUUAGUUCUUGCAGUUCAUAUUAAGAGAAAUGCAAAUACUCAUCAAUCUGGAGCAUUCCUCACUACCUCAGUCUGUUUUCUGAUUUUAUGCUUCCUUGGAUGUAAAUGAGUGGUGUCACUUGUCUUAGAGUAGUCAGCCACUGGAUGGGACAUCUGUCUUUGCUUUUUCAUAGGCUUAUGUUUACCCUGUCAAUUAUGAUGAAAAUUGCAUCAAGAUGUUCCUGAGGAGAUGGCUUUCUCCUCUCCUUUUUAACUCAGGUUGUUCAGGCACCCACUCAGAGCAACUUUGUAUGUAGCCAGUUGUUGAUACAAACAAUAUAGAAAUGUUAAUGGGAAAGAAACUAUUUGGUUGUUCUUUGUUUCUGCCUUUUUGUUAAUCUGGCUGCAUGUGCUAUGGAGAUUUCCUAUAUUAAUGACUGUUUUCCUCGGUUAUUGUUAAAAUGCCAGCAAGGUAUAAAAACGUGGGGUUUGUGAGGGGGUUUGCAUUUCUCAUGGAAAACUGGUUUGAGCUUUAAUAUGCCUUUAUCACUGAAUUGGGCCAGGCUUUUAUCCAUGUGGAAGAGCCAUGUGGGCAUCCAUUGCUCUUCUUUGUCCCAUCUUCAUCAUUUUACAUUUCAGGUUUGGUAUUUACUAUGCUCUUUGUAUUAUUUGCUCAUUACUUUCACUGUAAUUCUUCUUUCAGCUAUAUUUCUAUUCUGCUGUUAAUACCAAGCACACAUAAUACCAUCAAACUCGGUUUUGAUCCUGGACAAACAUACUAGUCUGGAUAUACUUUUGAAAUGUUGAAUCUUGGCUCAUCAUUUGCCUUCACAAAAGUAAUCCAAAAUUAAUCCAAGAUUUUCUGCAGCCUCAAAAUGCUUGAAACUUUUUUUUUUUUCCCCCAGGAAGCUAAAGCUGUAAUAUCUUACAUGACCAUAAAUUAUUUUUGUCUCAUGUAAGUUGAGCUACUUUCCUUGCCCUACCUGUUUGCUUUCAAGAUCCAUUUUGCUUUGGUGGUAAUGACUGUUAGGUCUUUUUAUGAAUAAACUUAACUGUCUAGCCCUGAGGGAGAGAAGUUAAUUAUUGUCCAGGUUAAUGAAUUAUCCUACUCAGAAAGAGCCUGAUGAAUGCCAGAGCUGGAAGAUGGACAAAGGCCAAGGAAAGGAUAUCAGAGAAUAAGAGAACUCAUUUUUGCCUUCUGAUGUCUCAUGUAAUUUUACCUUCUUUUACAGAAUUUACUUGACUUUGUUAGGAAAAGCUAAAGUGUGUGGCUAGUUUCUCUGAGCUUCCCAGAUAGACUGUGAGAGAUACUUAAGUUAAAAAUUAUUUAUGUAACUUACAUAUAUAAUCUAAAGAUUUUAUUAAAGGUACAGAUAAAACAGA